UUUUAAGGGUGUAAAUGGAGGAUUCUAACUUAUCGGAGUUUGGAAUUGUAGGAUUAGGCGUAAUGGCCUCCGCAUACGCCAGGAAUUUGUACUCUAGAGGCUUCAGAGUCUCUGUUUGGACUAGAAGCCGAAAGGAAAUCGAUAACUUUAAUGAAAAAUUGAAUCAACAACCUAAAUCAAGUGGUCUGGUCCCAGAUUCUAUUAAUUUGACUAACGUUAAAUGUUAUAUGGAUCUUGACGAAUUUGUUUCAAGUUUAAAGACUCCAAAAAUGAUUCUUAUGUUGAUUACAGCCGGGGAAGCUGUUGAUUCCGUGCUGGAUAAACUGAUUCUUCUUCUAGAUAAGCAUGAUAUGGUGAUUGAUGGCGGGAAUGAGUGGUACAAAAACACGGAAAGAAGGAUUUUGAGAUGUAAGCAGAGUGGAAUUCGCUAUUCCGGAAUGGGAAUUAGUGGAGGAGAACGAGGCGCUUUGACACACCCCUGUUUAAUGUUUGGGGGAAAUUUGGAGGAUUAUAACGAACUUAAGCGAAUAUUGUCACAAGUCGAUACAGAUUUUUACGUUGGACCUGGCUCCUCAGGCCAUUACGUAAAAAUGGUCCACAACGGCAUGGAAUACGCCCUAAUGCAAGUAAUUUCAGAAUUAUACAAGCUGAUGAAGUGUGAAAACAUGAUGAGUAAUUCAGAUAUUGCUUCAGUAUUUAAUGCCUGGCACUCUGAAAAUUAUUCGUAUUUGCUCCAAAUUACACAGAUGAUAUUACAAGUUAAAGAAGGAAAUGAACACUUGCUGGACAAAAUUUUGCCGUGUGUUUCCUCAAAUGGAACAGGAAAAUGGACUGUUCAGGACGCAUUUGACAGAGCGGUCCCAGUGCCUUCCAUAGCAAUUUCUGUAGACAUGAGGUGUUUCAGUAAUUUAUCACAACAUUCAAACAUCCCUAACACUAAUAAUGUUGGUGAAAGGGUUGAAAAAUAUAAAAUUGAUGAGUUAAAAUUAACAUAUAUUUGUACUGCAAUAAGCAUUUUCUCUCAAGGAUUUCACCUCGUCAGCGAAGCUUCGAGAGAGUUUGGAUGGGACCUGAACCUGAGUAGAUUAGCUAAUAUAUGGUCAAAAAAUGCAAUAAUCAGCUGCGAUUUGCUAAAUGAAAUCUCAAAAUCAUUCAAAGAAACUGAUCGAAUGUUGCCAUUUCACUCAAAGUUUAACGGAAUAUUAAAAGAUAGCAUGAAAACUUGGAAAGAUGUUGUAAAAAGGUGUUUGGAAAAUGAUAUUCCAGUACCAGGAAUCGCAACCAGCUUACAAUAUAUACAAAUUCUGUUCAAUAAACAUGAAGGAUACAAUUUAAUACAAGCACAAAGAGAUUGUUUUGGAUCGCAUACUUUCAGAAGAGUAGAUAUGCUAGGAAAUCACCAUUAUAAUUGGUGGAAUAAUGAGUAAUAAUUCUAUCCUGCUAUGGGGGAUAAUAAUCUGUUUUAUUUUAUUAUACAAA
Messenger RNA from Theileria parva strain Muguga, 1479 nucleotides. RefSeq names its product 6-phosphogluconate dehydrogenase domain protein (gene pgdP). Gene Ontology annotation, cellular component: cytosol. Gene Ontology annotation, biological process: pentose-phosphate shunt; pentose-phosphate shunt, oxidative branch. The transcript has 9 exons. Gene Ontology annotation, molecular function: NADP binding; phosphogluconate dehydrogenase (decarboxylating) activity. Bases 15 to 1427 code for a protein of 470 amino acids. Lineage: Eukaryota; Apicomplexa; Aconoidasida; Piroplasmida; Theileriidae. The record is from RefSeq and is a predicted model, not a curated record.